This is a messenger RNA of Fusarium poae, 2781 nucleotides long. RefSeq lists its product as uncharacterized. The coding region runs from base 1 to 2781 and encodes 926 amino acids. The transcript has 6 exons. The record is from RefSeq and is a predicted model, not a curated record. Lineage: Eukaryota; Fungi; Ascomycota; Sordariomycetes; Hypocreales; Nectriaceae.
AUGGAUCCCUUAUCAAUUAUAGCCAGCAUUGCUGGUAUAGCGACAGCAGGAGCCCAAUUAUCAAAUACCCUUUUCCGUGUCUACAAAACAGUCCGUCAUGCUCCACGAGAGAUUCAGGCCGUUGCAAUCGAGAUGUCAGACUUGUCUAUCACACUGGAACAUUUGCACGAAAUCCUGGAAACAGGGAAACUGCACGCAAAACCAUCAUUGUUCGAUGCUGUCAGACAUGUCGUCAAGAACAUUGAGGCAACCCAACAAGAGAUCUUCAAGAUGGUCACGGAUAACACCAUCAUUGUCAGAUUAAAAUGGCUCAAGGCUGCGAAGUACUUGUCUGAAAUUGACAAGCAAAAGGUCACUUUGACGCUGCAGAUUACUAUCCUUUCUGCAGCCAUUUUGGUCAAAUCUGAAACUAAAUCCUCUUCAGUACAUGAAAAAGUCGACAACAGGUUUAGACUACAAGCUGAGAGUCUGAUCCAAACUGGCCAAGCAUCACUUCAAAGAGACAGCAUGCAACAGCGUCAAAUACCUCGACCCCCUCCAGAAAGGGCACCAAGUCCACCGGUUCGGACCGCCAAAAGACUCCCAAGUCCAGUCCGCCAGUCCUCUAUCCCUGGUCAUGUACGGCCUGAAGAGCUAUAUGGCCAGUCGAGCACGGCUGGAGAUAACCUUGAUGUUCCAAAACAAGACGAGGAAACCAACUCCGCUAUGGUCAGGCGCGAAAUGACGCGCGAAAGUACACGCCCACCUGUCAAUGUCCAUGCUACGUCUGAAGACGACACACAGGUAGACUAUGGAGAGGAUUGGGGAUAUCAAAACAACCGCGGAAGAACAGAAGGCUAUGAUCCACUCGCUGGCCGAGUUGCUCAAUUUGGGCACCAGUUUCAUUUGCAAGGCGACGCAGCCACAUUCCUGUAUAAACUCGUCUUCAUGACAGAGAUGGUGAAGCAUGGAACGACCCCUAAAGUUCCAAGUUCUUCUGGCGCCACUCGAGGGGGCUUGCAUACUGAAUCGUAUUACUCCGAUGAUGACUAUUCAGAUGCGGAUGGCUUUCAUACAGGAAAUGAUUCAAACUAUGGGGAUGAAACGAACGUCCCUGAAAGGUAUGUGUAUCGAAGGCCCGAGGAGCCUGCAAGAGUGGUCAACCAACUCCUUCUAGCCUGGACGUCUCUGAGCCAGAGUGAGAUUGAGAAAGGUAUUGCGGAUGAGCAGCCAACCACAACACAAAACUCUUCUUCCAAGCAUGCCUAUGUUGAGAGUGAUGAUGAAAGCGAAGACGACGAUGUGAAGAUUUCACAGGGAAGAAGCAACUGGCCCCACCGAGAAGAAGACUCAGUGCCUUCUCCGAAUUAUAUGGGUCAAAGGGAAGAGACACUUUUAUUAGGUGAUUUUCAAGGGGAAGAGAUACCACGGGCAAAUAGUCCUCGCCAUGUCAAGUUUCGUCCUCUCGAGCAGACUAAUAUGCAAGGACCCCAAGAGUAUGACAACUUUCAGUCUGGGACAACCGCUCCGUACGACCCACGUAUGGCACCGUUCAACCAUCAACAGCCUAACCACCAGCUCUACGAUCCAUGGGGUUACCCGUAUGCAGCUCCAGCUUGGCAGCCUCUAACAACACCGCCUCAACCAUCUGUAGAAAAUGUUAUCCCACAAGAGCUACCUCCCAAAGAAUCCCCAAAGCCCAAGUUUCAAAAACCGCAUGUCGUUGUGCUCCCACAAGCAGAUGCGGCCGAUUCAGAAAUCGGCACUUUGACACCCAAGCUUGACGUUUCGCCAUGUCUGAAGAUGAGCAUUCUUAGGCAGAGUGAUGAUGCUGUUUGGAAUUCGGACGAUUAUAAUUCCAAGAACAAUAUACCUGGAAAAUCAAUUAUGGGGACGCUUAUCGGGGACAAGACAGCCAGAAACCCCCAUGGCCUGGAUCUAGCACAUACUUUGAUCAAAGGUCAGGAUAUGAAACUCAUAUACAUACGAGGGAAUGAUCUAGGAGAAACGUGGUUUAUCAACGAACAACCAGUCUUCCUGCAAUUCUUCCAUUGUGCCUAUCUUCCACAGUUCUAUCCUGCGAAAGAAUCUGAUCUUACGGCUAUGAAGCAAGAGUACGUAGCCGUAGGAGAGGAAUGGGCCAGUGUCGAGGCUCUCAAUCAGUUGGGGCUGUCUGUCAAAGGAAGAGAAGAAGGCAGGGUACUGUUGGAUCCAAGUACAACAUGGUCCAUGGUUAAAGAACUUGCCAUCACAACACUGCAACUAAGAAGCAUGCGGCAACGACGCAGUUACACAUCGACCUUCUACAACUCGAUAGACACUUUUCGACAGAAGCACUGCAGAGCAAUUCCGGAGCCGUUAGUUGUAGCUGAAUACCCCAAUAGCCCGCAUCGCCUUGCAUCGGAGUCCCAGACAAGGAUAGAUCUUGGAGGCGAGAAAGCCGACAUCUUCAAGUUCUUGGUGAAAGAAGAAGAGAACAUGGAGGAAAUCGCCACAAGUCAAAAGAAAGAAACAAAGGACACUCGGUCACAGCUCGCCAUAACACCGCCACCUUCACCACAACAGCCUUUUCCUCCUGAAAUUGAUACAAGUGAUAUGGGUUCGACAUUUACUUCAAGAUCACGCUUCUCCAGGUUCAUGAAACGCUAUACAUCUGGGCGUAAGCAUGAUCGAUUGUCACCGCCACUACAGGGUCAUGGUUCGAAAAGCAGCGACAGUGAACCAGUGGUAGAGGAGUUAGAAAACAAUGAUAAGAGACCAGCGACACCGGCGGACUCUGGAGUUGGAAGCUCGAUUAAAUGA